UGUCAUUACUCAGACGGAGGUGAAGUUAGCGGUAAAUUAGAUGUUUUACAGAAUAGCCACUUUUAUGUUGACAGACGGGCAGCCGCAGGGCGGGCCAGGAUUAGUCAAAGGAUUAUUUAUUUUGAGCUGUAACAUUAGGUGCUGUAUUAUGCCACGUCAAGGUCAGAGCUGAGAUUGAGCGCUCUGGAAAGCACGGAAGAAGGCUCAGCCUGUCGGUGGCCACAUGAUCCGGCUCGGAGAAAACAGAGCCCGCUCACAGAGGGCAGCUCCGGGGCUCUGCCAGUGGCAUUGCAGCUGCUUGCCAUUUGGUGUUCAGCACUGGGCGCUCCUCUGGCAGUGACUGGGGGUGACACGGGGGCUCCCGCUGGCUGUAUCGACAGCCAAUUGUUGCAUACCUCAUGGAUUAGUGGCCCUGUCGACGCACUGCCGUUGGCUUCUUAAAAUAGAGACGGAGGGACACUCAAGGAAGUAAAAACGCAUCCAACCGUGGCAGGAGCCUCAUAGUUUCAGAGGAGCGAUCAGGAGUCACCCCCCUAAAGGUACACCCUGGACAGAGACUCACAUCGGGCUAGAGAGAACUGCACAGGCCAGGCAUGGCGUUGACCAGUUCUGAAGACAUGCCGCGGCAAUUCCCCAAGAUUUCUCUGAGUGAGGUAGAUGAGGAGGUACGGCUCUUAGCCGAGAAGGUGUAUGCCUCAGCGCUGAAGGAGGAGGACACCAAGGAUGCCCUGUCCAUGUUCUCAGUCCCUGAAGACUGCCCCAUCGGCCUACAGCAAGCCAAGGACUACGAGCUGUUGAAGGAAAUUGCUGAGCAGCAAUCAGAAGAGAGCGCCAAAAGGAAGAAGAGUUUCAAGUUGAUCCGGUCACAGUCAAUGUCCCUUCAGAUCCCAGUCAGUACAGACUGGACCUUUUCCAUGGUAUCUCCUCUGCUUUCUCCUGCCUCGACGUGCCCUUCUCUUCCUGACAACAUCCCAGAAUUCCAGAGGGUUACCAUCAGUGGCGAUUACUGUGCUGGCAUCACGGUUGAGGACUACGAGCAGGCAGCCAAGAGCUUGCUGAAGGCCCUAUUCAUUCGGGAGAAAUACGCAAAGCUUGCCUAUCACCAGUUUCCCAGGACCACCACUCAGUUCCUCCGAAGUGCUGAAAAUGAGAAGUGGAGAGAAGAAGAUGAAGUCCUACCAGACAUCUGCCCUUGCCCUGAGGAGGGGGAGGACCCGUACAGCAUGGUGGACAUCCCAGAGAAUUUAAAUUACGAGCUGAAGAUGAAAGAUGGCAUCAUCAAUGUUUACGACAGUGCUGAGACCCUGAAGUUGCAGCGGGCCCACAGCCUCCCCUAUCCUGACCUGGAGACCUUCGCCAUUGACCUCAGCCAUGUCCUGGCCAUGAUCGCUGAUGGACCCACGAAGACAUACUGCCACAGACGCCUUAACUUCCUGGCAUCCAAGUUCUACUUGCAUGAGAUGCUGAAUGAGAUGGCGGAGCUCAAAGAGCUGAAGGGGGUCCCUCACCGAGACUUCUAUAAUGUCAGGAAGGUUGACACACACAUCCAUGCAGCAGCCUGCAUGAACCAGAAGCAUCUGCUGCAGUUCAUCCAGAAUACCUACAAGAUGGAGGCAGACCGAGUGGUACAGCAAAAGGGGGGGAAGAAGAUGACCCUCAAGGAGGUCUUUGAUAAUCUGAACAUGGACCCUUAUGAUCUCACUGUGGACUCCUUGGAUGUGCAUGCUGGCAGACAGACAUUUCAUCGGUUUGAUAAGUUCAAUUCCAAAUAUAACCCAGUGGGGGCCAGUGAACUCAGAGAGAUCUACUUGAAAACUGACAAUCACAUCCAAGGGGAGUACUUUGCACGUCUUAUUAAGGAAGUGGCUCACGACUUGCAGGAGAGUAAAUACCAGUACGCAGAACCACGGCUUUCCAUCUACGGCCGGGCCCCGGAGGAGUGGGAGAACCUGUCCAAGUGGUUCAUUCAGCACCGGGUGCAUUCACCCAGCAUGAAGUGGGUUAUCCAGGUGCCCAGGAUUUAUGAUAUUUUCAAGUCCCGAAAGUUAAUAUCUAACUUUGCAAAGAUGCUGGAAAAUGUCUUCCUCCCUCUUUUUGAAGCCACCAUUAACCCUCAAAAGCACAAAGAGCUGCAUGUCUUCUUGAAAUAUGUGACAGGUUUUGACAGUGUAGAUGACGAGUCCAAGCACAGUGACCACAUGUUCUCCUACAAAAGCCCCAAACCCGAAGAGUGGACCACAGACAGCAACCCACCUUAUAGUUACUACCUCUUCUACAUGUACGCCAACAUCAUGGUGCUCAACAACCUCCGGAAGGAGCGAGGCCUCAACACCUUCCAGUUCCGUCCGCACUGCGGUGAGGCCGGCUCCAUCACUCACCUGGUCUCGGCCUUCCUGACCUCUGAUAACAUAUCCCACGGCCUCAACCUGAAGAAGAGCCCCGUGCUGCAGUAUCUGUACUACCUGGCCCAGGUGCCUAUUGCCAUGUCCCCGCUCAGCAACAACAGCCUUUUCCUGGAGUACUCCAAGAACCCGCUGAGGGAGUUCCUGCACAAGGGGCUGUGCGUGUCCCUGUCUACUGAUGACCCCAUGCAGUUCCACUACACCAAGGAGGCGCUGAUGGAGGAAUAUGCCAUAGCAGCGCAACUGUGGAAGCUCAGCACAUGUGACGUCUGCGAGAUCGCCAGGAACAGCGUGCUGCAGAGCGGCCUCUCGCACCAGGAGAAGAAGCACUUCCUGGGAGUGAACUACCUGAAGAACGGGCCAGAGGGGAACGAUAUCCGGCGGACCAACGUGGCACAAAUCCGCAUGGCCUACAGGCACGAGACCCUGUGCAAUGAGCUCAGCUUCCUGGUAGAUGCCGUCAAAUCGGCGGCGAUUGUCGCACAGUCACAGUAACUACAGCUUGUCACAAGCAGACUGCUGCCUUGUGUGAUGAGGCCAGAUUAUUCAGUAGUUGCUCACAUCCGCUUUGAUUGCCGUGCUAAGCCAAAUAGACAGAAAUGCAGCCUCUGCUUGAACAUUAGAAAUGCAACUAAAUGCACAAAUGCAUGCACACUGUAUAUUGUACAUAUAAGGCAUCAUGAUGGUCAUUUAUUUUCAACUCUUUGAUUAAACAUUUUAUCCAUUUUUGUACAAUAUCAUCCUUAAAAAGGGGAUGUGGGCUUUAUCCAGUUAAUCAUCAGUGCAAGCAGACUGAAACUCUCACUUUGACUGUGUGAGGAAAUACCUCACCAGGGCGACAAGCCAACUGCACAGGCCAGCCUACUGUAGUCCUACAGGAGAGAGUAUGAUAAUACUGUGCUGUAGGUCUCCAGUUUAAAACCACUCUGAAGAGGAAUUUUACUUCUGAGGAAAAAGGUGCAGCACUGUGCAUUUCCUCCUUACAGAUUUUAUAAUGCUUGCUAAACAUUGCCUUUCUUUAUUCUGCUACAUGAGCUUCUCUGUGAAUGGAUCGCUACAUUCAUUAGAUGCAUUAAACGGCACACUGUGGCAACAUCUGAUCAAUAAAUGGCCACCUGCAUUUGCAUUGACACUCUAUACUACAGCUCACAAAUUUGGGAUUACUUAGAAAUUUCCUUGUUUUCCAUGAAAACAUACGUGAUGUGAGUUUGAACAGGAAAUACUGCUGAAUAAAUAGAAAAUAGUCAUUGACAAAGUUAGAAAUAAUAACUUUUAAGUUAAAAUAAUUGUGUUCUUCAAAUUUUGCUUUCGUUAGAGUCCUCCAUUUGCUGCAAUUACUGCCUUGUACACUUUGGGCAGUUUGUUGAGGUAAUCUGACGAGAUUUCACCCCAUGCUUCCUGAAGCAUCUCCCACAAGUUGGAAUGGUUGAAUGGGCACUUCUUACGUACCAUUCGGUCAAGCUGCUCCAAUAACAGAUCAGUUGAAUUGAGAUCUGGUGACUGCUGGCCACUCCAUUAUACACAGAAUAUCAGCCGAAUGCCUCUUCCCUAAAUAGUUAGGGAACUUACAAAGUUUGGAGCUGUGUUUGGGUCAUUGUCCUGUUGUAGGAUGAAAUUAAGCACCAUCCACAGGGUAUGGCAUGAUGUUGCAGCCUUCCUUCUCCAAGAUCCCUUACACCCUGUACAAAGCAGCCCCAGACCAUCACAUUGCCUCCUCCAUGCUUGACAGACGUCGUUAAGCACUCCUCCAGCGUCUUUUCAUUUGAUCUGCAUCUUACAAACAUUCUUCUUUGUGAUCCGGACACCUCAAACUUAGAUUCAUCUAUAUUUAUAGCACUUUUUUCCCAAUCUUCUUCAGUCCACUGUCCGUGUGCAUUUGGCCAUCGCAGUCUUUUUUUAUUGCCCAUUCUGAGAUUCUGCGGCUUUUUCUUUGCAAUUCUGCCUAGAAGGCCAGCAUGCCGGAGUUGCCUCUUCACUGUUGAUGAUGAGACUGGUCUUUUGCGGAUACUAUCUAAUGAAGCUGCCAGUUGCCUAUGAGGCGUCUGUUUCUCAAGCUACACACUCUAAUAUAUUUAUCCUCUCCUUCAGAUGUGCACCAGGGCCUCUCUCUCCUCUUCCUAUUGUAGUAAUAGCCGGUUUGCGCUUCUCUCUGAAGGGAGCAGUACACAGCAUUGUACGAGAUCUUCAAUUUCCUGGCUUGGAAUAGCCUUCGUUUCCCAGAACAAUAGACUGAUGAGUUUCAGAAGAAAGUUCUUUGUUUCUGACCAUUUUGAGCUUGUAAUCAAACCCACAAUUGCUGAUGAUACUCAACUAGUCCAAAGAAAGCCAGUUUGUUUGCUUCUUUAAUCAGCACAACAAUUUUCAUAUGUGGUAGAAGGGUUUUCUAAUCAUCAAUUAACCAUUAAAAAUGAUGAACUUGCAUAGCAAACACAACAUUCCACUGGAACACUGGACUAAUUGUUGCUGAUAAUGAGCCCCUGUAGAUAUUCCAUUAAAAAACAGCCAUUUCCAGCUAUGAUAGUCAUUUACAACAUUAACAAUAUUUACACAGUAUUUCUGAUCAAUCUGAUGUUAUUUUAAUGGCCGAAAAAUGUGAUUUUUUUCAAAAGUAAGGAAAUUUCUAAGUGACCCCAAAAUUUUGAACAGCUCUGUACAUACACUGGACUGCACUGCUUCUCGUCAUUGCUGGCUGAGGUAAAGAGAUUGUUCCUGAGCACAGCAUUUAGCCUUUCCUUGUGCUACAAGCUGCAUUUUAACUACACUGAUCUCAUUAUUUGGCAUUCUUAUGCAUUUUUAUAUAUGGACACAUUCGUAAGUGUUGCUGCCAAUGGGUGUAGCAAUGUAAAUACUUUUAUUUAUUGUGAGAUGUAACAGGGUUAGAAACCACCUCGUGACACACUUCCCAUUGUUCAUAACUUUAUGCCAACUAAACUUCAUUGAGUUUGUCAAGCAAGUAGUUUUAGUGUCGCUUUAGGUAGAAAAGACAUUUUAAAACUGAAGUUCUUUUAAGUAUGAAAUGGGAUGAACAGAAACAGCAGGAAAACAGAUUUGUAAAUGCUGUUUGCACAUAGAUAAAUUAAACAUCUGUUAUAUUUAUACACAAGACAAAUACUGUGAAGAUGGGUUUGAACAUUUUAUCAUGUACUCAGAAAAGUAUUUGACUUUUGUAUGAUCUAAAGAAAAUGCAGAUUCAAAUAUUUGCAAAUGCAAGUGUACCUAUAUCUAGGAAUUAAAAAAUAGCAUAUUGCUAAA
Paramormyrops kingsleyae is the source of this 5654-nucleotide messenger RNA. RefSeq names its product AMP deaminase 3-like. NCBI's taxonomy places the organism in Eukaryota, Metazoa, Chordata, Actinopteri, Osteoglossiformes, Mormyridae. The record is from RefSeq and is a predicted model, not a curated record. Gene Ontology annotation, biological process: IMP salvage; AMP metabolic process. Gene Ontology annotation, molecular function: AMP deaminase activity. Gene Ontology annotation, cellular component: cytosol.